GCAGUCAGCAGUGUGGUGUAUACAUAUGUGAGUGGCAGGGUAGCAGUCGAUCUUGAGCCCAAAACAAGAAAAAGAAUACAAUCUCAUGAACAGAGUCUAAAUUAUAAAUAAAGCUCAUUCGCAGCUCAAUUGAAAGUCGAAUCAUGCUUAAGUUGCUCAUAUUUGUAAUCCUCUCACUUUCGUCGCUAUGGGUAUCUGCGCAGACACAAAUUUCAUUCAAAGAUCUAAAAUUUCGUCAUGUACCAGAUGAAUUAAAUAAUGCGCAGGUGACAAAGCUUGCAAAUUUAUCAAAUAUGACUCAUAUGAACGAAAUUUUAGACAAUAUAUGUGUCGUAAGAGUUGUGGGAACCCCCGAACACAAGAGAGUAAGAAAUUAUAUAAAAAAUUCGAUGAAAGAACUCGGAUGGACAGUACAAGUGGAUGCAUUUAAUGAAGACACUCCGAAUUUAGGCAGAUUGCGAUUUAGAAAUAUAAUUGCAAAACUCGAUCCAAAUGCAAAAAGGUACUUGGUAUUAGCUUGCCACUACGACUCGAAAUACAUAAAAGGUCAAAUUUUCGUCGGAGCUACAGACAGUGCAGUACCUUGUGCUCAACUAAUCAAUACUGCCAAGAUUAUGAAUAGUCAAUUAAAAUCUGUGAGAAAUCAAGACGUAAGUUUAAUGUUUAUUUUCUUCGAUGGGGAGGAAGCAUUUGUAAACUGGGGACCAAAAGACUCAAUUUAUGGAGCUAGACAUUUGGCUAGGAGAUGGGAACGACAAACUUUCAUGAGAGAAUUAGGAAAUGAUAUUUCGGAACUUGAUAGAAUGGAUUUGCUUGUUUUACUAGACUUGAUAGGAGCUCCAGAUCCUAAAUUUUAUAGUUAUUUUGAGGACACAGAAAGGUGGUAUGAUUUACUUUUAUCUGCUGAAGGUAUCUUAGAAAAAUUAGAGUUGCUUGAUAAAUAUUCUUAUGGACAACCCCAAGAAAGAUAUUUUCAGAGGUAUUCUAUUCCAACGUAUGUCGAGGAUGACCACAUUCCAUUCUUAGAAAGAAAAGUACCAAUAUUGCACUUGAUACCUAAUCCAUUCCCGAAAACCUGGCACACACAAUACGACAAUAGAGAAAGUAUAGACUUGACAACCACCGAAAAUAUCAGCAAAAUUCUUCGACUAUUUAUCGCUUCGUAUUUACAUAUUAAAGUAUAAAUGAAUACGCGAGUCGCGUAUUCAGCCAGGACAUAAUUCUAU
Molecule: messenger RNA, 1226 nt
Organism: Belonocnema kinseyi
Lineage: Eukaryota; Metazoa; Arthropoda; Insecta; Hymenoptera; Cynipidae
Product: glutaminyl-peptide cyclotransferase-like
Exons: 7
Coding region: 144-1184 (346 amino acids)
Molecular function (GO): glutaminyl-peptide cyclotransferase activity; zinc ion binding
Source: RefSeq, a predicted model, not a curated record